UCGGCGAUGGCAAAUAUCACUCCCAUUCUCUACACAGCUACGGCAACUGAAAGUGUGAACAAUGACUAUGCCUAUCCCUUUCUCUCUCCUCAUGAACAUUCUCUUCCUCUUUCUUUCUCUCUCCUUAACUCGCUACUCUGCCACCGCAAACCACCACAAUGCACCGCAAGAUCUGGUCCGAUCAUCCUGCCUCCAUGCAAGCUACCCCGACCUCUGCAUCCGCACACUCUCCUCCUGCUCCGGCUCAGCCAAUACACCGCGAGACAUAGCCCAAGCCGCCGUGAAUGUCAGUGUCGAACGCGCGCGUGGAGUUUCAAAGAACUUAAACGCGCUCUCAGCAGGACUUAAAACAAAGAGAGAACGAGUCGCACUGAGCGACUGCGUAGAACAAAUAUCUGAUACAGUGGACGAGUUGAGCAGCACAUUGAGCGAGUUGAAGCAUUUGAGAGGCGAAACGUUUCAGUGGCAGAUGAGCAACGCAGAGACAUGGGUGAGUGCCGCUUUAACAAACGAGAACACUUGUCUUGAUGGUUUUGAAGAAGUUGAAAGCAAGGUGAAAGGUGAUGUGAAGCGACAGAUCACAAAUGUGGCUAGGGUUACUAGUAAUGCUCUGUAUAUGAUUAAUCGUCUUGAUGAGAGCCGCGGUAGGUCCAGAUUGGUUACUCCUUGAUGGAUGGUUCCGAUUGAUGAUAGAUAAGUAAUUAAUUACUCGUACUUGUUAUGUCUAUUUCUUUUUUCUUGUUUUGAUUUUUUGUUCGCUAUUUUCAUCUGAAGCUGUAUGUAUGUACUAUCUUACUGCUUAAUAGUCAUGCUCUGUGAAGUUAAACCAAAAAUAAAAUAAAAUUCAUGCUCUGUAGUGUGGUGUGUAGUA
This is a messenger RNA of Jatropha curcas, 871 nucleotides long. RefSeq names its product pectinesterase inhibitor 3. The record is from RefSeq and is a predicted model, not a curated record. Gene Ontology annotation, molecular function: enzyme inhibitor activity. NCBI's taxonomy places the organism in Eukaryota, Viridiplantae, Streptophyta, Magnoliopsida, Malpighiales, Euphorbiaceae. Gene Ontology annotation, biological process: negative regulation of catalytic activity.